Messenger RNA from Anoplopoma fimbria (sablefish), 4615 nucleotides. It is a transcript of the gene pggt1b, whose product is annotated as protein geranylgeranyltransferase type I, beta subunit. Lineage: Eukaryota; Metazoa; Chordata; Actinopteri; Perciformes; Anoplopomatidae. Bases 2 to 1105 code for a protein of 367 amino acids. The transcript is spliced from 9 exons. The record is from RefSeq and is a predicted model, not a curated record. Gene Ontology annotation, cellular component: CAAX-protein geranylgeranyltransferase complex. Gene Ontology annotation, biological process: protein geranylgeranylation. Gene Ontology annotation, molecular function: CAAX-protein geranylgeranyltransferase activity.
GAUGGCGGAAGAGGAGAGCCAGUUUGAAGAAUUUGAGCAAAUAGACUUUUUAAGAGAUAGACAUGUACGAUUCUUCCAGAGGACGCUGCAGGUGUUACCUGAGAGAUACGCCUCGCUGGAAACCACCAGGUUAACGAUCAUAUUUUUUGCACUGUCUGGUCUCGAUGUGCUGGACGCUCUGGAUGUGAUUGACAGGAAUGCCAUGAUUGAGUGGAUCUACUCACUACAGGUUCUGCCCACAGAGGACCAAGCGAACCUUAGUCGUUGUGGUUUUCGAGGAUCGUCACAUAUUGGAAUUCCUUAUAGCACAAAGGGGCCAGGUGUGCUCCAUCCAUAUGACAGUGGCCAUGUAGCUAUGACCUACACUGGGCUGUGCUCGCUGCUAAUACUCGGAGACGACCUGAGCCGGGUUAACAAACAGGCCUGUCUGGCUGGUCUCAGAGCACUGCAGCUGGAGGACGGCAGUUUCUAUGCAGUGCCAGAAGGAAGUGAAAAUGACAUACGGUUUAUCUACUGUGCAGCCAGUAUCUGUUACAUGCUGGAUGACUGGUCAGGAAUGGACAUCCAAAAGGCCAUUGAGUACAUCAGAGGAAGUCUGUCAUACGACAGUGGGUUUGGCCAGGGAGCUGGGCGAGAGUCACAUGGUGGCUGGACGUACUGCGCCAUAGCCUCUCUGUGUCUAAUGGGUCGACUGGAAGAGGCGCUGAGUCAGCGGGAGCUCGACAGGAUCCGGCGCUGGUGUAUCAUGAGGCAGCAGAGCGGCUUCCACGGUCGCCCCAACAAGCCUGUAGACACAUGCUACUCCUUUUGGGUGGGAGCUACGCUAGAGCUCUUAGAUGUGUUCCAGUAUACAAACUUUGACAAGAACAGGAGCUUCAUCCUGUCCACACAGGAUCGGUUGGUGGGAGGAUUCGCCAAGUGGCCAGACAGUCAUCCAGACCCUCUCCAUGCCUACUUAGGGCUGUGUGGUUUGUCUCUGAUCGGAGAGCCCGGUUUGAGGAAGGUCCACCCAGCUCUUAACAUUACCCAGAGAGCCUUUCAGCAUGUCCAGCAGCUGCAGCAGACAUGGAAGGACAGCACCGGCAGCUGUAGCCGACAGCACUGACAGCAGGAAGAUCCACAGCUCUGUUUCUGAACAGGUUCAGUAAUCAGGAACAUCUAACAGUAGUCAGUCAAACGAAAUUGGACUUUUGCUGUGUGUCUUGAAGACGGCCACUCAUCUGAGAGGGCUCCUUAUUCAGGAAUCAGGAAGGUUUUUAAGUCUCCAGUUACACUCAUUUUAAGUCUGUCUACAGUGACUUUUCUGUUAAGCAAUAUAUGCCACACUUUUUUUUGCUGCCUUUUAUAUUAUUAGACUGUAGAUAAUAACAAUGUGCAUUGUGGUUUGUGGUGAUGAAAUUAUGUGCCAGAAAGUUAUAUUUGAGUCACUGGAGAUGCCUCAGAUGCCUCAAUUUUGCAAACUUUUUAGAUGCAGUGUUGGAGGCUUCCUGCUCCUCAUCAUAGUAAACAACACAAUCUGCUGUAAAUCUUCCUGGCAAAGGAUGAACUGACUGCUUCACACGGACACAAGAAAAAUACACAAAGUAAAUGUUAUUCACUGAGACCCUGAGGAGGGCUUAGCGGACAUUCAAGUUGUGUCUUUAAAUGGUUCUGUAGAAUUGUUGGCUUCAGUAGCUGAAAGGUUUUGAGUGGGCUGGUGCAAUUUUACGUGAAUCAAAUAGAUGCGUGUUUGCCAUCGCUGAAUAGUGUUCAUGUGUACUGCAAAGAUAUAGUGAAUGAGUUCCUCAUUUUUGUUUACAAACCAGUAUGAGCCCAAUGGUUAUUUUGGGGGUGAAAUUAGGAGACUUUGUUUUAGAUUUAACAUCCCUAUAUCCUCACACACAAAAAAAACCAUCCCAAGGCACUUAGCUCCCUGUACAGUAUUUUUCGCCUCUCUGCCCCUCGAACAUCUCCAGCCUCACGUUGCUCUUGAACCUCUUCAGAACCUCGAGCUAUCCAGUCCCAAAGGGGAUAGCAGCCUGGCAGGGAAACUCACUGCAGGUCCCUGCAGUUUCACCCCUACAGGGCGUGUUCAGUGAUCCCAAGAGAUAUACACGAUGAUAGAUCUGCUGGGGUGAAAUUCAUAGAAAAGCCAGCCAACAAACACCCCAACAGGAAAAUCGAUGAAGAAAUAAAAAGAAAAUAAAAAACUGAUGGAAAAAAGACGUAAAAGAAUUUUCAACGGAAAAUAGAUUGGGCCUGAAGAAAGAGCCUUAUCCCUUCUUUCCUACAAGGUAGUAGCUUUCAAUUUUAGCAUCCCCUGACACCUGAACCCUGAACUGAUCCGAGCUCCCCUCCUUCACCAGCUUCCAUACUCCCUUUAAGGCACUAGCCAGCCUGAAAUCAAUAGGAGAAAGAUGAGACAGUGGCAUUAUAACUUGGGGAAAUGUAUUCUUUUGAACAGCGCUGGGAAUUGACAUCUUAUUUUCAGAACAGAAAAGGACGCAGGGCGAAAAUCAAAGAACAAUGCCCAUGAGCAGAAUGUGCCUCAGAGAGUCGGGUUACAGAAACAACUGUUAUCCAACACAACGCAUUCCUUUGACUCCUAAAUUGACACCUGCAUCUCACAAUGGACCUUCAAGCCUUCUUGCUCUUGAGCUCAGCUACAUAUUGGAUAUUAAUGAGAUCCUAACAUGGUGACACAUUGGCACUGAAAUUCUUGGUUUAGCUGCUCCUCUUACGAUCUCAUCACAUGAAUGCUCUGAUUCCCAGUAAGGUUCCUCAAGCCCCCCCACUGAAAAGCCACACCCGUCCAUUAUAAGACCGCUGUCACAGCCAGCACCUGCUCCCUGAGAUGAUGGUUGGUGAGGAGGGGACAACAUCACAGCAGGUCAGAAAUACAGUGGCUCAUCUGUAACAUGUUACCUGUGGGGGGUCUACUGUGUUUAUCAUCAGUUCUGACUGGAUAUGAAAUAUAUCGCCUCUUUGGAUUUCCUUCCACCCUCUAAAAUCACGUUGUACCUGGCCUCGGCCCCUUUCCCGCCCAGUUGCCUUUUUUUCAGACUUAGAAACAGAGCCGCCAGACGGAGGAAAGAAGAUAGGCAGAGAGGUGAAUAAAUAAAUCAUUUUACUCAUCUAUUAUUAAAAGUGAACUGUCGGAGGCUGGAAUCUCCUCUGUGAACAAAAAAAAACAACCCCCCCGUGUUGUGAAGCCUUAUUUUGGUGCAAACUCUAUUGCUUUAUAGCCAACUGCAUCUUAUGUUGCUGUACUGUUUGAUGUUGCUGUUUUGCCUAAGUCAAUGAGCUCUGCUGCAGUUACUCUUGCCGACUUUUCUUCUGCCAUUUGUUUUUUUACAAACAUUCAGUUAGUUACCAUAAAAUAUUUUUAUUCAUUUCAUUUUUGGGAAAGGCAAGCUAUGACUUUCAUCUUACCCACUGAAUAGAGCCUUAGAUACACAAAUACUGUUAUAAUACAAGCUCAAUAAAAAUGGCUCUUCUGAAUUAUUCACCUCAUAAUAUUCUGGUAUCAAUCUUUUGUGUUACUAUAUGUCCUAAAUCUGUUUGGUCACACAAAAUGCAGUGAAAGGGAACGGUCAUGUCUCGACGCAUCUUCUCAAGUAACUUUCACUACUUUCCUUCCCCCCUUCAGCCGGGUUCUGUCUUUAGUGUACACAGGCCAUGUCACAUGCAAAAACCUCAAUAUCUAACUUGACUCUGAAAUGUGCCUCAUGUAGCAUUGUUUGGGUCACCGCUUUCUGAAUGCUCUUUUCCUCCUUUUUGCUGAUUUCGCUACAUGUACAGAAUAUUUAAACCGAGCUUAGCUCGGCUGUUAUCAAGACGGGCGCUGAAUUUACAUGUCUUUAUUGGAGGGAAUGGAGGAAAGGUGUAUCUAAAAUCCUAGUAAAUGUUCAGGACAGGGAACACCUAGUCUGUGAACAAAUGUUCCUCCUCCCAUGUUUGUGGAGUUCACUUAUUCAAUCAGACAUAAGCUGAGUGGCAGAGGUCGUUUUACCAGAAGCUAGCUCUGUACCUUCAUGUUUGAUCGAUAAUGUAUUUCCAGAAGGACGGAGGAAAUUCAUUGAGACAGAACCCUGUAAAUGCUUACCCAGCUUAAAAAAGGAUGAAUGAUUUGUCACUUAGUGCAUCUCAGUGGUUGUUAUAUUGGGUCUCCUUUUUGCAACGUCACUGUGCACUCGAUGCUCUCAGUCACACAGCAUGUAAAGAGGGGGCCGAGGCGUCUCUUUUAAAAUGGCUGCAGUGAAAGCUGCAUUUGGAGGAUUGUGAGACUUUUGAGACGCAGCCAAAAUGCCACACAUAGUAAACCGUGAAUCCUUGCUCUACCAACUAAUAUGCAUAAUGUAAUAAUGAAUGAUGUAACAAUAAAUGUAAUGGAAUUUAUUUUUUCUAUGCUUUGUAGAGAGAUUGAGUGUAGAUAAAUCUGUAAAUGUCUAUAAAUAUGUGACUUCUAUUUUGCAAGUGCUCAAGAUGAAACAAUGUUUACAGCUACAUCAGUGAGACGGUUAGAGGAGAUGGAUAUGCAAAUGUUGAUAUGUGAUGCAUUCUACUACUUCAGCUUUGAAUUUGAGGACAAUAAUUUGGAUCUAGCUUGGCGGUGCAUACUGUAUUUAUGAUGAAU